UUUGAAAAAAAAAGGAAAACCUAUAAACCUAGUUUUUCAUUGUGUCAAUAACAUACUAAAAAAUCAUGGAGAAUGGAAAAUAAUUAGAAGUUGAUAAACAUUUUCUCUUUUUGUAUGGACGAACAAUUUUACCGACAACAAUAUCCUGGUUCUGUUGGGCAUUCUAAUAUACAAGCCUACAUUUGAUUAAGAGAUCAUUGUUACUUAAACUGCCAAUCAACGGUUCAAUGUAGAUUAUACGUGGAUCAUACAUAAUACGCUAAGCUCAUUGUAAUAUGAUACAUAAGGACAAUAGCGUUGAUUUGAUUUGGAUCAUCAACGUACUCCGCUAUUAUAGUGGAAUUAACUGACCCAAUCACUGAAUAUGCCUAAGCCUACUUCAAGAGUGUUAAACACAAAGUAUGGAAUUCGUGAAAAGCCUAAUCCGUAAAUGCUAACAUACCUCGUUGUGUGUGACCAUUUUUUUUAUAUUUCUAGUACCUACAAAUCUUAUUGAGCAUACUGUAAGACUAGGUUGUAUUAUUUGUAUUUUUUUUUAAUUUGAAAUGAAAUGAUAAAGUUUACUCCCUGAAAAGGACAAACAAUAUAUUUCAUCUAAUUAUUAGAUAGAUACUCAUAGCGAUAAAUUAACGAAAAAGAUACGAAACAUACCUAUUACGUAUGUAGGUACUUAUAUAACAUGUUUAGUAACGCACAGAGUUCUUGUUUAAAUUCUGAUUAGUGGCUAAAACGAGAAUAAAAUGAGGUGUUUAAAAAACUAACACAUGCUCAUAUUCCAUUGACAAUACGUUGUGUUCAGACCAUUUUGAACACCUCGCCCGCUCAGCGACGUCUGCUGGCGGUUGUUCAGAAUAACACAAGUAAAAAAGUAUGCGAAAUUGCACAGUUUACAACUUGAUAGCUCCAUACACGUUUGGCAUUUUUACAAACGCUACAGGAGGUCUGUUUAUUGGAGGGAAACAUUUUAUACAAGCCAUUAUUAUUGGUCCAGCGGAUUGACCGAUAUUCAAGGUUUCCGUAAUAACUAAGUAGUAAUCCGACAACUUAUAUAGUUACUAAAAAUACACUUCAUGACAAAUAUACCCGUAUUUAAUUCUAAUUAAGUUUCUUUAUUUUUAAAAUUAUAUAUGCACUAGAUUUAAUUUAUACCUCUACCCGAGUAACAAAACUUUUAAAUGAAUUUGAUCGUAUUAGUCCAAAUUUUAAUGUUAAGUACAUAUUUUUCUCGAAAAUGAUCAAGUGAGUUAACUGGCCUCGGUAUGAAACAUUACAAGUACUUUUAGAAACGACGCCUAGUAAACGAUAUAAAAUGUAUUUCUGAGGAGACCGCCAUAGGUCCCGGAUUUGUACUGGACGUCGCUUAGACACUGUCGGAAAGAAACAGCUUCACUGCUUUUGCUCAAUCGAACUUUUGUAAGUGAAAAUGUGUACAAACGCAAGAGGUAAAAGCAACAAAAGAGCUUGUUCACAGUCUUCCCUUAUAGACGAUCUUCACAUUGACUUUAAUAAUAAAUAAAUAUUUGGAGGCAAUCGUCCACAUCCACAAUAACAAAUUAAGAGUUCUUAAACUUUGCUAGACUGACUUGGUGCUCCCAUAUUAGCUAUUAUAAAAUUGUAUACAACAUUGUGUGACAAGGACAACAUGUCAGUAUUGAUAGUAAUUUAUUAUGUUGUCCCUGUCACACGAUGUUAUUUAACAUUUUAUAACAGCCAAUGUGGAAGCAUCAUAAAAGGGUAUGCGAUAAAGUGAAGACGGCAUGAUACUCGUAUUUUUAGGGGGGUGAAUUUAAGUUUAAUGUGUAUGUAUUACAUACAAAUUUGCAUUAAAUAACUUUGACAGGUACCUGUAGAUCAAUACAUGAACUCUAUAAAUAAUUUCCUUUUAUAAAAGAUCAAUGUCGAAAUACAAGCGCGAUUUUAAUUAUAUAAGCAACAAAGUAACAAUGAUUUUAAUAUUUAAUCUAUUCAUACACUUGAACGCCUUCAAGACAAUCGAUGCAUUUUUUAAAGCAUAUACAUAUAUAAGACAUAAUUCUAGUGAGUCACGUCGUGAGAAGCGCCGCUCGCGUGGGCGAACCUGCGCGGGCGCACUUACAAAUUACGUUUACCUCCACGCCGAGCCCGCGAGUAAACUUAGCUUAUAGUAAACAUGAUUCAACCGUUUCACAGAACGUAAGGCGUUCAAAAACAGCAGAAUGUUUCCUGCAGCUAAAGGCGCACCAGGAAUUUUUUACGGAAAGCACAAUUUCAGCUUUCCAACUCACAUGAAUUACGGAAUUUACUUUAUUGAGAGGAUAUUAAAUUUUAAAGAGAAAAGAGCGCUGAUUAAUGCAUCAACGGGCGAGGAAGUCACGUUUGGGCAGAUAGUCUACGAAGUCGUAAACGUUGCUGGGUCUCUCGUGGAGCUCGGUGUGAGCAAAGGCGACCUAGUCGCUGUGGUUAGUGAGAACCGAAGUGAAGUUCUGACUGCGAUCCUUGCUGCCAUGUGCGCCGGCGCGUCGGUCACUUUGAUCAACAGUGCUUAUACUGGAGGUGAACUGCUACACGCUGCUACUAUAACAAAACCAAAAUAUAUGUUUUUAUCGCCAACUGCGUCUGAUAAGCACCACAAAACGCUGAUAAAACUAACAUUCCUUAGCAAAUUUUUUAUAUUCGGUGAUUCUUCAUCGAAAGGAAUUAUAAGUUACAAGGAUCUCGCUAAGAAGGAAGCUAAUUUUACAAAUUUCGUUGACUAUUACGGUCGUGUGGAAGUGGCCCUUGUACUAUACUCAUCGGGCACAACCGGGCCACCCAAGGGCGCGAAGGUAACCCAUGCAAACCUAAUCGCCGCAGCCCAACAGCACGAUUUCUGUCCAGACAAGUCAGCACUUACACUUGCACCAAUGUGCAAUACUUUCGGCCUAACAACCACAUUGAAAGCAUUAGUAAAUGGCAAAAUGGUCAUACAUCUUUCGAGAUUUAAAGAAGAACAGUUUCUCGAAGCUAUUCAAAAAUAUAAGGUUCAGUCACUGAUGGUAGCUCCGCCAUUGGUAGUCUUAAUGAGCAAGUCACUUUUAGUGGAUAAUUAUGAUUUACGUUCUGUGGAUAUCAUUUAUUCUGGUGGAGCGCCUCUAGACAAGAGUGUUAUCAAAGAAAUAGAAAAAAGAUUACCUAAUCUACGUGUAUUACAAGGUUACGGAUCGACUGAAACAACUGGACCCAUUACAGAGGAAACAGUGGCUGACCAUAGACAAGGCAGUAUCGGAAAAGUUGUUCAAGGAAUUGUUAUGAAGGUAGUGGACAUUGAAUCCAGAAAGAUACUGGGCCCAGGUGAGCCAGGUGAAGUGUGCGUUAAUGGCGUGGUACUCUUCGAUGGCUACAUCGGCAAGCCUAAAUCAGAUUAUUUCGAUGAUGAUGGCUUUUAUAGAACUGGAGAUAUUGCUUACUACGACCAAGAUGGCUAUUUUUUCAUAAUUGACAGGUUAAAGGAACUGAUCAAAUAUAAAGCGUGGCAAGUAUCACCUGCAGAAAUAGAAGGAGUACUGCUAAAGCACCCAGCAGUGAAAGACGCCGGCGUGAUAGGCGCCCCUGACCCGCUAACUGGAGAGCUACCGACCGCUUUCGUGGUCAAACAACGGGGAGCAGAAGUCACGGAAAAUGACAUUAUUGAAUUUGUGUCUUUAGAGGUAUCACCGUGGAAACGGCUUCGCGGGGGUGUAAGAUUCGUCAGCGAGAUACCGAAGACUGGGAGCGGUAAAAUACUUCGACGGGUAUUGCGCGACAUGCUGAAAGCCAAGAGCAAGAUAUAAUUCCAAGUGAACGAAGUUUAUGUCUGUCUUAUUAUACUGCCAAAGAUAACGUUUUGUUUUGGGCGGAAUUGAAAAACAUCUCAAUACACUUCACAACCAGAAGUUUUACAUACAAAACGUCUACUCGCUCUAUUCCCUUUAUACACCGUCUAUUUUUUGAUUUCCAUUCAUUUCAAGGGUGUAUUCCUGACCUUACAUUAAGUAACUUUCUCAAAUACACCCGUAUUUCGAAUUAACUCCAUUUCUGAGAUAAGGGACCUGUACCCCUAGUGUAAAUAUUUUCGACAGCGAAACGUGACGUACGCGUUUGCGUUAAGUGUUAUUUUGUAUGAGAUUUUUGACUUUCCAAAACGUCCCGCUUGGCGCGCUGUUCAAAAAUCCAUACAAAAUGAGACUUAACGCAAACGCGUACGUCACGUUUCUCUAUCGAAAAUAUUUACACUAGGGGUACAGGUCCCUUAUCUCAGAAACGGAGUUAUUAUAAAUUCGAAUUCGAAACGUGACGUACGCGUUUUCGUUUAGUCUCAUUUUGUAUUGGAUUUAGAAAGAGCGCGCCAAGCGGGACGUUUUGGAAACUCAAAAUCCUAUACAAAAUGAGACUUAACGCAAACUCGUUCGUCACAUGAUGUCGAUUAAAUUUACACUAGGGGUACUGUUUACAUAUUGAUUAGUGUUUAGUGCGAGUUUAUACAUUUGCUACUAAACGUAAGUACUAUCUCGGACGAUCGAUGUUGGGAAUGACAAUGAGAUGUCACAGUUUAAUUGUUUGGUUGAGUUAAAUGUAAUACCCGUGUUACAACAACGCUAUAUGCAAUAUUUAAUUACUUUUUUUAUAAAAAAUGUAUAAAAAAUAUUGAAAAUUAACUAUGCCAUUUCGUUUCCUUAAACGUAUUUACCCACACCCCGAAGUUAACGGAAUUCAAUAAAAACACGGUGUAAUAAGUAAAAAAUUUUAGUAACGAAAAGUAGUAUCAGGGAUAGAUAUAUGUAAAGUUUACUUACUUAGUUUACUUUAGUACUUAAUUUAAGUAUGUUGUUUUAAAUUGAGAGCGUAACUUCCAUUGUACGGGAGCAGCUUUUUGGCGACAGGUUCGUGUGACUCUUAAAUAAAUACUGUCGUCAUUUAAAUUUUUUGACACAACGCACCUACCUGCUAACAUUUAUUUACCUAUAUCUAAAUAAAUAAUAGUUAGAGUUAUUCUACUUAUAUUCAUUUUAUAUAAUCAUAUUUCUCCCAAAACUUUUUUUAUCUUUUGAACAAAUGGUAUAAGUUUCAUCUUUUAAAUAUAUUUCUUCAAAAUAUUCAGAUUAUGCAUUACAAUCAGCUACAAAAUGUGCUGUUGUCCCAAAAACUAGAAUGAAAUGAGACCUUUUCAUCAAACUUCCUCGAAAAGAAAGAUGCAUUACUUAUCUCAUGCAGGUAUACUGAAGGACAAAGGCAUGUAUUGUUCCCACAGGAGUUAUGGAUUUUAAUUGUGUCACUAAUAUACAUACAUACGAACUAAGUAUGUAUAAAUGAGUUUUACUUUUAAAAUACUGACGUUUAUAAUUUACUUUUAUAAAACAUUUUUACAGAAUUUAUCGUGGCUAAAUGCCGAAUAGGUCUGUGCCUUCGAUGGCUAACCUAUUAAUAAAUGUCAAUAUGGCG
Molecule: messenger RNA, 5436 nt
Organism: Cydia pomonella (codling moth)
Lineage: Eukaryota; Metazoa; Arthropoda; Insecta; Lepidoptera; Tortricidae
Exons: 11
Coding region: 2196-3788 (530 amino acids)
Biological process (GO): long-chain fatty acid metabolic process; fatty-acyl-CoA biosynthetic process
Molecular function (GO): long-chain fatty acid-CoA ligase activity
Source: RefSeq, a predicted model, not a curated record